AUGAAAGGCAUCCUCAUUGCUGGUGUCUUUGCAGCGUUUGCCAUCACAGUUAUAGACUCCUUGAGUUGCUUACAGUGCUCCCCAUCCACUGAGAACUGUUCCACUAAUAAAACUGACUGUGGCAACGAGAAGUUCAAAAGUUGUGUGGAGUCCUCGGUCAGCUCCACUCUAGGAAAGUCCCCGUAUUCGUACGAGAACAAGUUCUGCUCAGAAGAUAAGUGCAUCAGCAGCACUAGUGCUGUAGUGUCCUUCACGGUGCGUGUGUCUGAUGAUCAAGAAUUCAAUUUUUCAAGCCAGUGUUGUGAAGGAGAGGCAUGCCCUGGCAACAAUGAAGGUAGUGGAGAAGAGGGUGAUGGUGGUACUUCUCGCGCCGACACCCAAAUCCAGUGUCCUUCUUGCUAUAGCUCCAACACAACAACAGCUUGCAAGGAGGAAAUCCGGCAGUGUUCCCAAGGAGAGCGAUGUGUCCACAUCAUUGCUGACCAUGUAAAUGGCACUGUACAUAACAAAGUGGAGCUAAAAGGGUGUUCUAAUAUCGAUGAAGCUACUUGUGACAUCCUGAAUCCUGGGAACGUAACAGUUGGAGAAUUCACUUUCCAGACGGUUAGCUGCACAAAUGAAAUUACAACCACAACCCCAGCCACAGUCACCACGACCCCUAGUACCAGCACAAGCAUCAAAGCUUCCUUCAUCUCCUCUGUCUUCGGCAGCCUCCUUCUUCUGAAGCUGCUAUUCUGA
Molecule: messenger RNA, 738 nt
Organism: Arvicola amphibius (Eurasian water vole)
Lineage: Eukaryota; Metazoa; Chordata; Mammalia; Rodentia; Cricetidae
Product: ly6/PLAUR domain-containing protein 8-like
Exons: 5
Coding region: 1-738 (245 amino acids)
Biological process (GO): defense response to Gram-negative bacterium
Source: RefSeq, a predicted model, not a curated record